Myiozetetes cayanensis is the source of this 1089-nucleotide messenger RNA. Its product is annotated as noggin-like. Lineage: Eukaryota; Metazoa; Chordata; Aves; Passeriformes; Tyrannidae. Gene Ontology annotation, biological process: negative regulation of cell differentiation; osteoblast differentiation; negative regulation of BMP signaling pathway. The record is from RefSeq and is a predicted model, not a curated record. Bases 247 to 1089 code for a protein of 280 amino acids. The transcript has a single exon.
ACCAGUUUCCCUUCACUGGGAAGGUCUGGGUGCCUCUUCUAAUGAUGGAGCAGGACGUGGAGAAGGAGAUGCUGGCCCUUUCCCCCUCCACAGCAGCCCUGGUACUCCUCUGAGCUCAGUGGAACCCCUUGGCCUGGCAGGAGGGAUCAUACAGCUUCUCCAUCCCACAUGCCCCUGGGGCAGAAGGGAGCAUGGUGACCCGCCAGCUCACUAUCAGCUGCUGUAACCAGGGAAAAGGGGAAGGCCAUGCCUUGGGACGUGGUGAUAACUCAGGGGAUGCGGCAGAGCACAAGCCUGCACCCUGCCACAGCGCUGCUCACCAUGGAGGGACCACACCGCAGCUGCCUCCUCCUCCUCCUCCUCUGCCUGCUACCACCACUGGGCAUCCCAGGCCCACCACUGCCUCUGGAGGAACCUCAGGACCUGCCACCGACACUGUCCAGCACUGCUGACCCCACUGCCCACCUGCUGCGUGGCCGCCCCUCAGCCCCAGUGCGGCCCUACAGCCUCUCGCUGUCCCCUGAGGAUUACCGCUACUCCCCCAAGCCCCGGCACCUGCGCCCCGGGCGGCUGCGACGGCUCCUGGGCUCAGCCUUCGACCCCUUCUGGAUGGCGACCGAGGAGCCCCGAGGUCGCAACAGCAGCAUCCUCGAGGAGAACCUGGAGUCCAUGAGCAGGGACCUGGCAGAGGGUGCUGGGCGCUACCGCCGCAAGCUGUGGCGAGAAGCGGAGGGGCUGGAGCUGCCCAGCCUGCUGCCCCCUGGCCUGGGGUUGUCCCCUGAGCUACAGGGGGUCCUGACCCGCCGCCUGCGGCAGUGGCUGGUGGAACAGGCUACCUGCCGCCUCACCUCCACCUGGGUCGACCUGGGACCUGUCUUCUGGCCCCGCUGGGUGCGCCACACCGCUUGUGACACCGGACCCCCUGGCUGCUCCUGGCCCCCUGGCAUGACCUGCCGCCCCACACAGCUCACUCACAUCAAGCUGCUGGCCUGGCACUGCUGGGUCCCCCAGCACCCUGGCCCACCAAACUGCACCUGGCGGCAGAUCCCCUACCCCGUUGUGGCUGCCUGCAAGUGUUCCUGCCGCUGA